UCCUCCUCCCCAGAUGAGAAAACUGCCGAGCGCGCUGCACACCGACGUGCGUUUGUUUCACUCUCAGCCACAAAGUGCCCAAAGCACCGGUCCGCUCCGAGCCAAACACAGCCGAUCCACGGCGUGCCUCUGCGCCACCCCCCAAAAAAUAUCCCCCGCCUCCACCAACAACCACUGUUUUGUGGCAAUGGAGCCAUAGGCAGCCUCAGUGCGCUAAACUGUACCGAGCGAGUGAAAUAGCGGCGGAUACGAGGAGACAGCUGAGUCCAAGCGGCUAUGGAGGCUUAGGGAGACUGGAGUCUAGACUGAACGCAACUCAACAGAUCCACUCGUUCGGAUUACUUUUUGCGACAAACUUCGAACUCCAUCCUCAUUCUAAUUGUCAUUUAGACCAAGGAGCUUUUCUUUGACGACUGAUUCCAUCUUAGGCUGUCAUUGCACUGCAAGGAUGCAGGGGAAGAAGGCGAGGAUUUCCACGGGAUGCUGGAGACUGACGCUGCUGUCGUGCGUCCUGGCCCUGCACUUGAUCCCGUUGUACGUCCACGGAAACGUUGUUGGGACCAAUGGCACUGAGUCUGACAGCACGGCCAAUGUCACCUCGCUGCUCAACGAGGAGGAAGGGCCAGCCAAGGUCAAUGAGGUUAUCGCUACUGUAACAAGGAUGAGUAGCACACCUGCUUCUGACACUAUCAACACUGUGACCCUGAGGGCGGGCCGUAUCCCCCGUGCCGGUGAAGAGGAGGAACAGAGCAGCGGCAUGUUCGGUGAAACGGUGGUUCAGACGGUGGAGGAAGCUGGCGUGGCAGCCCCACCCCAGCUCAGCCCGGAUUCAGCUGAGACAGAGCACCUGUUACCUAGCAACCCGCACACACAGGGAGUCGUGGAGGGCAAGGAGGAGGUGGAUGAUGAGGAGGUGCGUGUGCCACACACUGACCCACCUUGGAUUCACGCCAAGGACACAGCUGUGUUUGACCUAGACCGCCUGUUCACCACCACCACCACUGCCCCGCCUUCAGCUGCCACUAAUCCCGACAUACUUCACGUGGACUUCUUUGACCCGUCUUCUCGUGGACGCGGCCUUGACCUAGCCCCACCAUCUCCUUCAUCACACGGCCACGAGCUGCAAGGUGGUGAUGCGACAUCUUGGGCAAUGCCAGAAAACUAUGACUACCUUACACCAUACGAGGACGGUGUUUCCCCAACAGCUGAUGAGUACACCUACAGCACCACAACUGAUGCUUAUGAGAGCGACGAAGACCUCCGACUGGCUGCUGGGUCUCCUGCACGCUCCAGGCCUCGGGUUCCAGGGUCUGGCUCAUUCAACCCAGUACUGAAUGUCCCUGUGGCGGCACCUCCAGCGGUCUUGCCUAACGGAUGCCGUAUUGGGUACCAGAUGGUAAACGGAAGUUGCCGCUCGCCCUGCGACAUGCAGCCCAACUACUGCUUCAACGGAGGACAGUGUUAUCUGCUGGAUGGCAUGGAGGUUUUCUGCAGAUGUAACGUCCAGGAUUACAUCUGGCACAAAGGUGCCCGCUGCGAGUCGGUGGUGACUGAGUUCCAGGUGAUGUGUCUUGCCGUGGGCGCCUCGGCUGUGGUGGCUCUGCUGCUCUUCAUGAUCAUUGUGUGCUUUGCCAAGAAGCUCCACGUGCUCAAGACAGAAAACAAGAAGUUGCGUAAGCGCAGCAGUAAGUACCGGCCUUCAUCGGAGCAGCACAAUGAUAAUUUCUCACUGUCCACCAUCGCUGAGGGCUCCCACCCAAAUGUAAGGAAACUGUGCGACACCCCUCCUAACGUCCCUCAUGCCCGUGCAUUGGCUUACUAUGAUAACAUUAUCUGUCAGGAUGAUCCUAAUUCCCAGAACAAGCUGGAGGACCAGGUGAAGGCUCCAACCAAGGAGGAUGACUCCCUCAACAUCCACAACUCUCUGACCCCCAAACAUGAGAAACACAAGGUCCUGGGCGAGGAGAACUCCUCGGAGGUAAACUCACUGCAGAACAACAUGAUGUGAAACAAAACAAAACCAACCCCAGCAACCUGACAACACAACACUGAAAACGACAAGGUGCUCCGGCAAUAAGAGCCUGCAAAGCAUUCCUUUGCUCUCUGUCCAUCCACUGCCGAGUGCUCCUAACUGGUCAACCAACCAACCAACCAACCAGCCUGCCAACGUACCAGCCAACCAACACAGUCUGCAACGUCUCCGACACGGCAACACUGCCAUUAAGCGGCCCCAAGUUGCUGCAAAAAAAAGAAAAACAUACACCGCGACUGUCACUGCCCCAGUUGAAAGUAACCCCACCCCCAGCCCCACCUUGCUGCCGCUCCCGCAAUCCAACCCUCAAAUCCAGUCAAGCCCCUGUUUCGCAGCCCCAUCCCUCCUUGUUGCUGUCACUCUACUGUCCCUUAUCUUUCUUACAUGCACACACACAGACAAACAUAAGCAGCAUACACAUAAUGUAAAAAGAGAAGUACAUUACCACACUUAUAUGUAUGAACACACAUAUUCCCCUGCCUGCAUUGGUGUAUUUUGUAAAAAGAAGAAAUCAUACAGAAGUUUAAAAACGUACGUAAAACGUCAUUGUAAAAAAAAAAAAAAAAAAAAGUUAAGAUAAAGCUACUGAGAGGUUUUGAUGUUUGUCUGACUAAUCCAGUGAGUAUGUAUAAAUAUUGGAAAAAAUUAUUGAAUCUGCUUGGAUUGAUUUAAAAGAAGCAACACAAUGUGUCUUGGUUUUCAUUGAUGUGAUUUCUAAUCCUUUGAUGUACUUGUUUAUGUUUUUUUUUGUACUUUUUUGGGACUUUGAACAGAGAAUAAACAAACGAGAUACAGACAGUUGUUGAAAUAAACCUUUUUAACAUGA
This is a messenger RNA of Mugil cephalus (flathead mullet), 2858 nucleotides long. It is a transcript of the gene cspg5a, whose product is annotated as chondroitin sulfate proteoglycan 5a. The transcript is spliced from 5 exons. Bases 449 to 2008 code for a protein of 519 amino acids. The record is from RefSeq and is a predicted model, not a curated record. Lineage: Eukaryota; Metazoa; Chordata; Actinopteri; Mugiliformes; Mugilidae. Gene Ontology annotation, biological process: nervous system development.